AUGACCAACGGACCGGCGUAUCCCUUCCCAUACUAUACGGUGACCAUCGGCCGCAAGGAGGAGGCGAUUGAUUCGACUCAAGUCCAAGGGGAGGAAGAAGGGGAUGAUGCUUCGACUACCAGCGGUAGUUGCGACGAUCGUCGUCCUGGGCUGUGCAAGCAUGCUGCUCUAGUGGCUCGGUUGCUGCUCUUACCCACAAGCGACCCACAACCGCCUCGUGUUGGGGUUUGCGUACGGCGGCGGACCCUGGUAGAUGAUGAGGAGAAGGAGACCAGUCCUGAGGGCGGGUACAAGACGUCAGAGUCAGCGGCCCGGUUAUCAACAGCAGCUUCGGCAGUGGAGGAAAGGUAG
Molecule: messenger RNA, 351 nt
Organism: Perkinsus marinus ATCC 50983
Lineage: Eukaryota; Perkinsozoa; Perkinsida; Perkinsidae
Exons: 2
Coding region: 1-351 (116 amino acids)
Source: RefSeq, a predicted model, not a curated record